GGUAUUGUAGUUCUUUUGCCUUUUAGGGUUUCUGGUUGGACAACCUUGGAGUCACAGUGGGAGGACUUCUAGUCCCAGGUGGCUCCAUAAGCAGCAGGUCAGGCACCAUACACAGAGGGAGACACGUUUGAAGAGAGUCCUUGGUUUUGGAAGAGUGACUUCCAUUCACUAAAAUAAUGUUCCUGAAAUGAAGAAGCUGGGGUUCAUUUCCACAACUUGUUGUCAUGGGACAAAGAGAUAACAUGUAUGUGAAGAAGGGUGGGAAAAUGUUAACCAAUGAAAGAGCCCAUUUUUGGUCAGGAAGGAUUUCACGAAGUAAGUCUGAGGGAAAUUUAUGUGACAUGGAAGAUCAAAAAUCCUCAAGAAAUUUCCAUAUUACAGAAUGUCCAGACCCAGGAUUUCUUCUCAAUUGGCCAGAUGCUUUCACCUGUCAUGGCAAUAGUGCUUCCAAAAUUACAAAUCCAUUCUGGAAUGAAUUGUCUGCUUCUAACCCAUUUUUGGAUGACAUAACUCAGCUAAGAAAUAACCAGAAGAGAGACAAUAUUUCCAUCUUGAAGGAAGAUCCUUUUCUCUUUUUUAGAGAAAUAGAAAUCGGAAAUUCUUUUGAUUCCUCUGGCGAUGAACUGGAUGUGCAUCAGUUGCUUAGGCAGUCUUCCCCACGGAAAGCUGGAAGAUCUAAAAGUGUUUCAGAACUUUUGGACAUUUUAGAUGACACAGCACAUGCCCAUCAGAAUAUACAUAACUCUGACCAGAUACUAGAACAAGACUUAGAAUGGCUUCAGAAUGACAGAGAGGCUUAUAAAAUGGCUUGGUUAAGUCAGCGCCAGCUGGCCCGUUCCUGCCUGGAUUUGAAUAUAAUUAAUCAGAGUCCUGGAUGGGCCCAAACACAAGUUGCAGAGACUGUGACAGUUUGUAAAUUAAGCCACCAAGGAGGAUCAGUACAAUUACCUGAAUCAGAUAUCACUGUUCAUGUACCCCAAGGCCAUGUAGCUGUGGGAGACUUCCAAGAGGUAUCUCUAAGGGCUUUUCUUGAACCUCCACAAACGCUUAACCAUGAUCUUUCAUGCACCGUAAGCCCACUGUUGGAAAUCAUGUUAGGCAACCGUAACACAAUGGAAGCCAUUUUGCUGGAGAUGAAAAUAGGGGCUGAAGUGAGAAAGGAUCCUUUCAGCCAAGUCAUGACAGAAAUGGUAUGUUUACACAGCUUGGGUAAAGAAGGCCCUUUCAAAGUGUUAAACAACUGCUAUAUUUAUGAAGACAUUAUUCAAGUCAAGCUAAUAGACUUGAGCCAGGUGAUGUAUCUAGUGGUUGCUGCACAAAUUAAAGCUACUCAGUCACCAGCUGCCACCAUUUGGGAUUGUAUCCACAAAACCACGUCAGUUGGAAUUUAUGGGCCCAGAUAUAUUCAUCCCAGUUUCACUGCUAUUUUUAUAGUUUGUGGACACAGUUAUAUGCCAGGAAAGCUUACAAUCUCUGAUAUUAAGAAGGGUGGUAAAAACACAUCUCCGGUUGUGUUUCAGCUUUGGGGGAAGCAUUCAUUCUUCCUUGACAAGCCACAAGAUUUAAAUAUUUCUGUUUUUUCAUGUGAUCCUGAUUUUGAAGUGAAGGCAGAAGGAGAAAGGAAAGAAAUUAAACAAAAGCAGUUGCAAGCAGGUGAAGUAGUUAAUCAACAAUUUUUAUUUUCCUUAGUUGACUCCAGAGAAAUGCACUUGUUUGUUUUCCGUGUUCAGGUGGAGCCUCCCAAUGGUAGAGCACUUACACAGUUCUUUAUCACUACACCUGAUCCAGCUCCUAGCCUAAAAAGGCUCUCAAAUCUGCCAGGUAAUUUGCAGGAAGAGAAGAAAAUCAGGUCUGCUCCAUUGUUACCAACUGUGUGUGUUAAAUAUCCCACAUUUCAGGACAAAAAAAUGAACUUCACCAACUAUGGGGUAACCUUGAAGACAGUGCUAAGACAAAAAAAGAUUGACUACUUACUUGAAUAUUUCAAAGGGGACACAGUAGCUCUUCUUGGAGAGGGUAAGGUAAAAGCUAUUGGGCAGUCCAAAGUGAAAGAAUGGUACGUGGGAAUCUUGAGAGGUAAGGUUGGACUUAUACAUUGCAAAAAUAUCAAGGCGAUUGCCAAGGAACAAGUAAUAUCUAUGUCAGAUAAUGUCUUCACAACCAGAAAUCUUCUUGAACAAAUUACCCUACCCUUUAAAAAACUGACGUACAUCUACUCAGUUGUAUUGACCUUGGUGUCAGAAAAAGUUUAUGAUUGGAAAGCUUUAGCCGAUGUCUUGGGUUACUCACAUCUGGCACUAGAAGAUUUUGAUCAAAUACAAGCAGACAAAGAAUCGGAAAAAGUUUCCUAUGUUGUAAAGAAGUUAAAGGAAGAUUGCCAUGCAGCUAGACACGCCAGGAAGUUUCUUUAUGAACUUAUUGUGGCUCUGCUGAAGAUGGAUUGCCAAGGGUUAGUAGCACAGCUCAUCCAAGAGGCUGCUAUUCUGACAUCAGCUGUCAAACUUGGAAAAGGCUGGAGGGAACUAGCUGAAAAGUUAGUGCGACUCACAAAGCAACAGAUGGAGGCAUAUGAAAUUCCUCAUCGAGGAAAAGCUGGAGGUAUUGCUGUUGAGAUGAUGUGGAAACCUGCUUAUGAUUUUCUCUAUACUUGGGGUGCUCACUAUGGAAAUAGCUACAGAGACGUGUUACAAGACCUUCAAUCGGCUUUGGACAGAAUGAAAAACCCUGUGACCAAGCAGUGGCGAGACUUAACUGGAGCUUUAAUACUGAUACAUUCCUUAGAGUUUUUGAGAGCAACUGCAUUCUCUACUUCUGAGGAAGUAUAGGGUAUGUUUUGGGGAAGAGGGAGAAUGGUAGGAGGGAAAUGGAGUGCGUGUGUGUGUAUGUGUGUGUGUGCAUGUGGUGUGUGCACACACGCGUACAUAAAGAAUCUCAGAAAAGUAUUACUUUUUUUUCAUUUGUCAAAAAGUAUGUUUUCCUGGUGAAAGCACAGCUUAACACAAAGUCCAAGGAUACAUUUUAUAAUUAAACAUGUAAUUUUAUAUGUUUCAAAUGCAAACAUUAAGCCAUUUUGUUGUUGAGAAAGGACAAAACCCUUGCCCCUUUCAAAGUUGCUUUAAUUUCUUUAAGUCAAAACAAAUGGCUGUUAGCAUAAUUACCUCACACAGUUACCUAGAUAAACUAGAGGCUCCCAGUGUGAACACUGGAGUUUUACUUGUAGUGGGUCUAGAGAGAGGAGAAGCAAACACAUACUCUGUGCACAGGCACAGAGCCACAAGCUUUCUAUAUUCCAUCUCUUUUAUUUAUUAGUGGAGUUUGCUAACAUUAUUCCCAUUUUUCAUCUGAAAAGACUAAGGACUGGUGAGGACACUCAGGGAAAAUAGCCAAUGGGAAAUAAGUUUUCUGUCUGCAAAAUCUGGUUUUAUUAUUUUUUUAAACAUAGCACAUAGCAAAAUAGUAAAAAACUAAAAAUGCACAUUAAAACUUAUAGGGACAUAGUAGCAACUUCAUUUUAAGUGAAACUUGCUGCACUUUUCCACCAUCUAUUGAAAGACUGCCAGAAAAAAAAAAAUUUGACUGAUCAUCAGAAAUCUGUUGUUUGCAUCCAUGGACUAGAGUUUUCACCAUCUUCCUUCCCCUAGCAUCUUGGGACAUAGCUAACCCUGACUAACAUGGAUUUUUUCUUCAGGAUCAUUGUGCAGAGUAGUUCUUUAACUCUCAGGGAUUUUUAAUAAGAAGAAUUAUUUUAAAAAACAUUUUUAACGUUUAUUUAUUUUUGAGACAGAGAGAGACAGAGCAUGAACAGGGGAGGGUCAGAGAGAGAGGGAGACACA
Prionailurus viverrinus (fishing cat) is the source of this 3833-nucleotide messenger RNA. RefSeq names its product MET transcriptional regulator MACC1 (gene MACC1). The transcript is spliced from 6 exons. The coding region runs from base 225 to 2825 and encodes 866 amino acids. The record is from RefSeq and is a predicted model, not a curated record. Gene Ontology annotation, cellular component: cytoplasm. NCBI's taxonomy places the organism in Eukaryota, Metazoa, Chordata, Mammalia, Carnivora, Felidae.